UAGUCAAAAACCAAUCAAAGCGAUUUAAAAAAAAAGUUGUGUAAACGAUCUUAUUAUUAUUGUUUUGCUACGAAUUAUUUGUUUUAUUACGUGAACUACACACAAUAUGUCUGCAAAAUAAGUGAAUUAAGAUCAAUAGAACUUCCAUUAACACGUGUAACGAGUCAAAACACAAUAAAAUUGUGAAAUUACGGUGAUGUAAACAGAUUUAUAAACAGUGUAUUUCAACAACAAAUAUUUUAAUCGGUUGAAAUGUUACCGAUUUUGAUGUACAAUAAUAUGGAAGGGAGUUCUAAUUCGUUGAAUAAUACGCCUAACACUAGUUUUAAUCAGUACGAUGAUAGUAUUAUUUUAAAUUGUGUUAGAAAUCGGAAGAAAGUUACGGAAUUACCGAGUUGUCCGGUUUGUAGUUGUACUAUUAGACAAGGGGAGUUGGACUCCCAUUUAAGUUUGGAGGUGGAGAGAUUGCAGAAAUUGUCUGGAAGUGGGUCUAAGAGGAAGCUUAGUGUGAAUUCUAGUGCUAAUCUAGCUGUGCCUGGAUCUAGUACUAGCCAGGAUGUCCUAGAAGAUGAAGUAGAUGUCUCAGGCUGUUUGGGCAGCGAUGUUUACCAACGGGUACACGCCAACCGCCUCAGGCGUCUUCGAGCCCGUCGCAGAAGCACCCCGCCCCCUCAAAACGGAGAAUGUCCAGUGUGCAAUACUACGCUACCUGUGUCCAGGCUACAGAGGCAUGCGUUAAGGUGCCUGAAGCGGACGGGAGCUGAGCUGGAUGAGGAUGUGCCGGAUACCAGCUCUGAGGAGGGUAGCAUUGAUGUUGAGAACGACGAGCCAUCUGGCGGUGGAUUCGGGGCGGAGUACCAGUGGUGUGGAGAGUGGAGGGUGAGGGCCACGGCGCUGCAGGACUCGGAGGCAAGGGACGCUACCUGCGUCCGGAGAGCUUCCAACGAUCAGGCUCUGGUCGUGGACGGCGAUGAAGAUACGGAGUUAUACGGUCCCCCUCAAUACUCGCCGUCGAGGAUAGCUCCUGAUGCAGAUCUAUCUACAGACGUAUCGAUAGACGCACAGACGGACGACCAAGCCGAAGCGGCAGAGAGUUCGGAGAGCGAUCGACCACUGGCGACACCUAGUAGCAAAUGUAAUGGACUAGUGGAGGCUAGCGCUGAAACUAGAAUCCAGGCUUUAAAAGCGAGAAUAAAAGACUUAGAACGAAAGGCGAAUGGCGGUGGAGAGAUGAAAUGUCUGAUCUGUUUGGAGCAGUACACGUCGCCUACUGUGUCCAUACAAUGCUGGCACGUUUACUGUGAAGUAUGCUGGCUCCAAUCUUUGCGAGCUAAGAAAAUUUGUCCGCAAUGCAAUGCAAUCACCACUGCUCAGCACCUUAGAAGAAUAUACAUGUAAAACACAUAUAUGUAUUAUUAUAAUAUUAAUAUACAAAAUACAUCAACAGCGGGUGACAGUCCACUGCUAGACUAUCGCCCGAAUACUCAAACGCUACUUAAUUUUAAGUUGUACUUAAAAUUAAAAUAUCGUGCUAUAAAUUAAAUAUCGUGCUGUCUCUGUCAUUUUACAAAGAAUUGAUAGUGACAGAACUACAUUUGAGAGUGUCUUAAAAUUGAGUAGCGUUUGAGUAUUCGGGCAUAUGAUAUAUUAUGUAGGCUGUUUAAGGGAACAGAGAGUAAAGUUCCCUAAGUAAAGCAGUAUCCUCCGACCAGGCGGUGAUCGUAUCUGGCGGCUUUCUGCCCAAUUGUAGUUCGUUGGGAUUGUCUAUCCAUGUUUAUUCGCAUUUAUACUUCAUAUGUGCGAUAUAGUUUAUGACGUCAUCCGUUGAUUUGGUCGUCGAUCGCCUAUGUCUGUCUCAUCUGUCACUUGUCAUGUGUCGUCAGAUCACAUGACAAGCGACACACACUACAUACAUUUUGCUACAUGUCUGAAUGAAAUGUAUGUAAAAUGCAUGCAGUUAUGCUAUCAAUAACUUUAUCAGACAUUAAUUAUUAUGUUAUCGGCUUACUCACGUGACUGUUUGACGAGGAACUCGACUAGUUUAGACAGUAGUAGCGAUAGUCGCCUCGUCGUGUGUCGCGGAAUAUUACUCAUGAAUAUGAGCCUCUAUCAUGGCUUGAAACUAGUCGAGCCCCUCGUCAAACAGUUACGUGAGUAAGCCGAUAACAUAAUAAUUAAUUUAGUAUGUCUCACGAAAGUUAUAAUAACUUUUAUUGACUAGAAAAAUAAAUUAAAGUCUGAUUGUAAUAUUUUGUUUGUAUAUUAUGUUUUGGGCUUUAAAUCUUAAAAGACAUAACAAUUAUAGAUAACAAAAUGUUAUCUAAUUAUAUUAGUUCCUUCUUUUAUGCCUAAUUACCCCAUGAUAUGUCUAUAAGACCCCCUAGUGUAUGUGUAUAGGGGGUCUAAACAGUUUCUGUUUGAAAAAUUCUCCUCUCGUUUUGUAUAUUAGGAAUUUUAUUUUAAUAUCCGUCUGGUAGAUUAUUUUAAAACAUUAGACACGCAUUUUUUUUUCUUAUAAUAUCAAGAAUUUAAGACGAUAUUAUAUUGAUUUCAAAUGUUAUACAUAUACUUCAUACAGAACGGCUCCUACUUCUAAACUUUGAUUUGUUUUAUCUAAGUAUUGUUAUCUUAUAUGACAAAAUAAACAAAUACGUGUCUAAUAUUUUUCCAUUACCUAACUGACGGACUAAAUAGAUUUUUAAUAUUCAUACCCCGUCAUCAUCCCUAUUUUAUUAGAAAGUUAUCGUCGAUUAAUUUCAACAUCACAAGUCGUGGAUUAUUUGAAAUUAAUGACAUCACAUUAUCGAGAGUCUACUGCUGGACUAUGAGCCUCCUCUACAUAAGAGGGUUAGCGAUAAUCUCCGCAGGCAGGCGGGUUGGAGAUCGCAGUAUAUAAUACUUGUGUAAAAAUACCACUCAAAAAUUAAUACAGGUGAUAAUAACACAAAAUAAACUAUUUAUUUUUUUUUAUCUUCUAAAGAAAAGUAAAAGAAUACGCUCUUUUCUUGAAGGUUUGAAUGUCGUAUCGGUUCGGAAAUACCGGCGACGACAGCUCAUUCCACAGUUUUGCUGUGCGAGGCAGAAAGUUUCGCGAGAAGCGCACAGUUGUGGCCUGCCAAACAUCUAUAUGAUGGGGAUGGAAGUGCUGUUAUGUAGGUCGAUGGCGAAAAGACGCGGCAGGUAUCAGACCAAGCAAUUUUUGUAGUAUUUGACUAGUUAUGACAAUGACUGCACGGUUGGCUCGGUGGCUAGGCCACCGGCUGCCACGCAACGUGUAGCCGGUUUGAAUCCGCACGGAGCAACUCUUUCUGUAAUCCACAAAUUGUUGUUUCGGGUCUGGGUGUCAUGUGCAUGUGAACUUGUAUGUUUGUAAACGCACCCACGACACUGGAGAAAAUCCAAAUGUCACCAGCAUUAUCACAUGUAUUCAUUUUCUGGAGCGGUCUAUUUACACCGGGUAUUUAAUGUUAUGUAAAAAAUAUGCCUUCUAUGAAGAUGUACAAUAAUAGAUGUAAUGUAACAAUUAAUUAGUCCUAUAACCAAUUAUGUAAAUAAAAUUAUUUUUUUCUAUGA
Messenger RNA from Spodoptera frugiperda (fall armyworm), 3573 nucleotides. Its product is annotated as E3 ubiquitin-protein ligase RNF220. Gene Ontology annotation, biological process: protein ubiquitination. Gene Ontology annotation, molecular function: ubiquitin protein ligase activity. Bases 253 to 1398 code for a protein of 381 amino acids. Lineage: Eukaryota; Metazoa; Arthropoda; Insecta; Lepidoptera; Noctuidae. The transcript is spliced from 8 exons. The record is from RefSeq and is a predicted model, not a curated record.